Messenger RNA from Peniophora sp. CBMAI 1063, 1629 nucleotides. The record is from the annotation of a GenBank genome assembly. NCBI's taxonomy places the organism in Eukaryota, Fungi, Basidiomycota, Agaricomycetes, Russulales, Peniophoraceae.
AUGUCACUCAGCAUGUUAUUUGCACUUCUAUCUAUCCUAGCCAUUGCCGUUGCUGCGCAGGUCUGGUCGAAGUACAGAUCUACUCGGGGAUUGCGCAAUCUACCAGGUCCUCCGUCCGGUUCUCUCAUCGCAGGUAACCUGCCACAGAUCUACGGCCCGUUUGCCGGCUCUUUUCGGAGUCAGCUUAUAUACCAGUAUGGAAAGGUCGUUCGCAUUGCAGGGCUAUUCGGUGGAAGUCAGCUCUUGCUGUCGGAUGUACGGGCACUCCGCAAUGUAUUGGUGGAAAACCCAGAUGCCUACGACUCUGAGGAUGUUCUGCUGGCAUUGGGCAGAGUGACGUUUGGACCGGGCCUUGUUGCCACAACUGGCGAUCGUCACAGAGUUCAGCGCAAGAUCAUCGAGCCAGCCUUCACAGGAUCCAAUAUGCGGAAGUUUUUUCCUUCGUUGCAAGAUCUCUACAUGAAGCUACCGCAAAUGCUCAGCUUGAAGGCUAACAGUCCAUCCGGCGGCAUUGUCGAUGUAGCUGCUCUUCUCGGAAAACUCAGUCUCGAAUCCAUCGGCAUCGUCUGUUUCAAUCACAGUUUUCACGCUCUGGAGUAUAACACGGACGACUUUGUGCUUGCAUUGGAGAGCUACUUCCCGACGUUGUCCAAGGUCCAGCAUCUGAUUGUGUUUCUACCAAUCUUGUUGCGAUGGGUACCCUCAGCUGUGCUUCGGAAAGUCGGAGAGCUUCUUCCGUGGCGAACUCUGCGCGAACUCUUUCAGAUAGUGGAUGUCUUACAUCGUCAUUCCAGCACCAUACAUAGGGAUUUGAAGAACACUCCCUCUGAUCGCGGGCCAAAUCUGCCUUCGAAUCGCGCAGGCAUCAAGAGCCUCGCAUCUGUACUGAUGCACACGAACGAGCAAGCUCAAGAUGAUGAUCGUAUGCCUGAUGAGGAGAUCGUCGCGCAUAUAUCCGUCCUUCUGUUCACUGGAACCGAUACAUCCGCCGCAUUGAUGUCUCGCAUUCUUCAGCUUCUUUCAGAGAACCCGGCUGCCCAAGACCGACUACGAGAGGAGUUAAGCUCUGCAGAGGACCUCGAAUAUGACACUGUCAUGAAUCUCCCAUAUCUGGACGCUAUCUUUAAGGAAACACUUCGAAUGUUCCCUUCUGUGCCUUUGGUGACUAGACAAGCUCGCGUGGACACCGUUAUCCCUUUCAGCGAAGCGCUCAGAGGCAGGGAUGGUGAGGACUUACACUCUGUUCACGUGCCCAAAGGCACAACUAUAAUCACGGAUAUUGCUGCUGUCAACCUCGACGAGACUUUAUGGGGCGAAGAUGCCAAGAUAUGGAAACCGGCGCGCUGGAUUGAAGGGAUCCCGGCGUCUGUCAUCAAUAGCCGUCUGCCGUCUGCAUAUUCACAUCUGCUAACAUUCCUCGCUGGUCGCCGGUACUGCCCCGGCAUGAACUUUGCACACAUCUUGACUAAGUCGGCAAUCGCGUAUCUCAUCCGCAACUAUACCUUCGAGCCAUCCGGUGAUGAGAUCGUCUGGAGAUCAUCUGUCGUUGCUUUGCCCACUGUGAAAGGCCACGAUCAGCCUGCGCUUACUAUGAGAGUCACGGUUGUCCAGAGAUCAUACGUGUUGUAA